Seminavis robusta is the source of this 354-nucleotide messenger RNA. NCBI's taxonomy places the organism in Eukaryota, Bacillariophyta, Bacillariophyceae, Naviculales, Naviculaceae. The record is from the annotation of a GenBank genome assembly.
AUGCAGGUGUCCGGUCUGGAGUUGUAUCUCUGCGAUCUUGAGGAGAGGGACGAGAGAGAGCCACCAUCGAUCUUUCUUUUGGUUAGUAUUCUAUAUUCGAUUAUCUCGACAUUUGGCAAGAUGGGCUGUGGAGCAUCCAAAGAAGGUCUUCAAACGGUGGACGACAGCGUUCAUGUUAUGCUCAAGCACGACAAGAAGGUAGCACAAAAAAAGGGUGAAGCACCCAAGGGCUACGUGCCAAGAGCACCACAUCCAUUACUUCAAAAGCAAGAAGGAGAGGGACAAGCAGCAGAUAAUGCUAAUGGAACAGAGCAAGCAGGAGCACCAAAGCCUAUUGUAGCUUCGGAAGAAUAA